This is a messenger RNA of Porites lobata, 498 nucleotides long. NCBI's taxonomy places the organism in Eukaryota, Metazoa, Cnidaria, Anthozoa, Scleractinia, Poritidae. The record is from the annotation of a GenBank genome assembly.
AUGCAGAGAAGUCGUCAAUGUAAAUCCCUACACACAACUAAGAAAGGGUCAACACAAAGAAGUAGAAUGUGGGAAAAAAUAGCAGACAACUUGAACAAAUUCACUGUGCCGAAAUUCAGGGUUGAUAAGCGAUCAGUCCGAGACCACGUGGGAAUCCUUGUUUACAAGCAUAAGAAGAAACUUCUAGCGGAGGAAAAAGCAACUGGGAUAACUCCCGAUGAGCCAACGGAACUAGAAAACCUAUUGGAUAUGAUCAUCGCGUUGGAGGAAAGUGGCGAAGCGGAAUUACAGGAAACACAGGGAACAGCUAGCAAAAAACGUCAAUACGAUCGGGCUAAAGUGAAAGAUGUUAGACUAAAAGCGAUGGAGAAGCUGUCAGAGACGAAGAAAAGAGGUUCAUCAGAGGAUGAAAGCGAUGACAAACCGAAGCGUCAACCAAGAAGUGAAGGUGAUGCUAUCGAACAAAGCACAAACAAAGCAUUUCUUGGACUUUCUUAA